This is a messenger RNA of Hydra vulgaris (swiftwater hydra), 670 nucleotides long. RefSeq lists its product as uncharacterized. Lineage: Eukaryota; Metazoa; Cnidaria; Hydrozoa; Anthoathecata; Hydridae. The record is from RefSeq and is a predicted model, not a curated record.
AGGUUUGACACAAGCAGGUUUAGAUUAACUCAAACAGGUAUGUGGAUUGAAAAUUUUAAAUUGAUCCAAAGCUAGAUUGUUAUACAUCAAUAGAAAGGGCUUCAAUACAGUAUUUUAAAGUAAAGAACUAAGGAUCAGUGUAAAGGAUCACCAAAGGAUCUACAUGAAAGGACAUCAAUUAAGCAUCAUUUAGGUCGUCUAUCCAAUUUGAGAUGCUCCAGAUCCAAAAUGGUUCCCAAUUUAGAAGAGAACUGCAUCAAGAGCGUCUUCGUGGGUAUGAAGAAAAGCUUGCAAGUAAUGAAUGGACUGCAACCAAAUUUCUUGAAGCUGCAUCAUUCCUCUGCAAGAAUAUGAAAAUGCCAAGUGAUCAGGAAGUUCAAGAACUCAUUGAACAGGAACAAAUUGUUGAUGAAGAAUCUCAAUCAAAUGGACAAGCUGCUGUGGUGGACAGACCAAUCAAAAAAGUCCGCAAAGUUUGCCUUGUAAACAAUCUUCGAGUUGUUGUUUUCCCUAGUCGCUAUCUUUGCCAAUGCCAGCGAUAUGCUAAAACCAUGCAAAGUAGUGCUACUAAUUACUGUCCAGUAUGCAGAGGACCAACAGCAGAUUUUAUAAAUGUGUUUAUUUAAUGUAUUAUUUAAUAUACUAUUACAUACAUUAAAAUUUUAAUUUA